This is a messenger RNA of Symbiodinium sp. CCMP2592, 672 nucleotides long. The record is from the annotation of a GenBank genome assembly. NCBI's taxonomy places the organism in Eukaryota, Dinophyceae, Suessiales, Symbiodiniaceae.
AUGGAGCUAUGCAUGUACCGCAAUACUUUCAUCCACCUUUCGGCGGAGGAGCACCCGGUUCCUCGAUCGCAGAGCGCGCCGAACCUUUCAAUGCUGAGCUGUGGGGAGGAGCUGGUGCCGCUGAAGGCUGAAUCGCACCUGUCCAACUUCCUCGAGCGCGUGGCCCAGAACUUCCGAUGGACGGACAGGCCACUAACGCCGAGAGUUCCCGGCAGCUUCGCACACCCAGAGGCAUGCAGCAGACCGUGUAUCCUUUAUCGCUUUGGAACCUGCACAAAAGGUCCCUCCUGCGAGUUUUGCCACCUGGAGCACCCAAGGCCCAAGAUGAAGCUCGACAAGAUGCAACGGCAGUGCUACGACAAGCUCGACGAGCCGCAGGUACUAUCCUUGCUGCUUCCUUACGUAAAGCAGCGCGCCGAUCAGCAGGAGAUCGGUGCCGAUAUUGCCCCUGUCAUUGAGCUCAUCGAGAGCCGACUCCAGGAAGCUUCGCCCCUUCAACGGUUGGGCUGGCGCAAGGCUCAACUGCUGGAUCGAUCUCUUCGCAGGAUGAACACGUCCCGUCUCGUGGAGCUCUUGGUUGGCCACCCGAAGGUCGGCACCAACUUUGCAGACCAGGUCUCCUUGCUCUUCGGUCGAGCACGGGCUCUCAUCCAAAUGCGGUCAGCUGUGUGA